Rhopalosiphum padi (bird cherry-oat aphid) is the source of this 6342-nucleotide messenger RNA. It is a transcript of the gene CdGAPr, whose product is annotated as GTPase-activating protein CdGAPr. Bases 405 to 4634 code for a protein of 1409 amino acids. The transcript has 19 exons. NCBI's taxonomy places the organism in Eukaryota, Metazoa, Arthropoda, Insecta, Hemiptera, Aphididae. Gene Ontology annotation, molecular function: protein binding; GTPase activator activity. The record is from RefSeq and is a predicted model, not a curated record. Gene Ontology annotation, biological process: small GTPase-mediated signal transduction.
UAACUUUUGUUUUAAUUUUUUGAAUUUUUUAUUUUAGUGCUUUUUUAAUAUAAUGUUAUUGUAAAGUCUUUAUUUAUUGGUGCUUUUUAAUGAAAUGUAUUCAUUAAAUACUAUUUGGUUAAUUGUAAAAACAUAUGGUUUGUCUCGAUCGUCUCAGUCUAUUCCAAUUGGAACUACAAACACUGUCUAUGUCAAAAUUUAGGAAUAAAUGGAUGCAUUCAUUUUACCACUUAUACAAAAUAAAAAAUCAUUUCUUCACAAUGUUUUUUAUAAACCAAUACAGAAUCAAUCAUUAUACAUACUCUAGUAAUUAUCAAGAUAAAUGACUUAAAAUGGGAACAUUGCAGUAUUCUUCUUAUUCAAAAAAACUUAUAUAAUUAGUCAAUUUUCAGACAUCUCUCAAAAUGCCUGAUCAUACUCUGUUGAGCCGAAAUUCUGAAGGAAGAUCUUCUGGUAGCAGUGUUAUCAGUAAUGGAAGUAUGCGCAUGGCCACAUUACCUGUGACAUCAAUUGAUGAUGGAAAAUCUAGAUUUCCAAAAUUAGAAGAGUGCGCUCAUUUUCAUUAUGAACAUGUUGAACUUGGGCCACUAAAAUUUGAUUUAAUUGAAGAAGAUGAACAAAAAUUUGGAAAUGUGGAUAAUGAUAAUGAUUAUUGGUUAACUAUUAAAGUAGAAUCACAAAAUACUGUUUGGGUUUUAAGACGAUCAUAUGAAAAUGCAAGAACUCUUGAUCAUCAAUUGCAUAAAUGUGUUUAUGAUAGGAAGUUCAGUUUACUUCCAGAACUUCAACCUGUACCAACUGAUUGUGAAAAUCCUAAUGAAUAUCUAAAAGACUUGAUUAGUAAAUAUUGCAAAAGAUUAUCUGAAAUAGCUGUUGGAAGUUUAAUUAACUGUGGACCUAUUCUUAGCUGGUUAGAAUUAGAUAAUCGAGGUCAUCACCUUUUAGUUGCUGAUGGAGAUCAUUGUGCGAUAAACACCCCUGCUGUUGCUGCAGCUUAUUCAGUCAGAAAAUAUACUGCACAUGCUUCUGAUGAAAUUUCAUUUGAUAUCGGUGAUAUAAUUUCUGUUAUUGACAUGCCAUCGCCUGAAGAAAGUGUUUGGUGGAGAGGCAAACAUGGUUUUCUAGUUGGAUUUUUUCCAUCUAGCUGUGUAGCUGUUAUAACAGACAAAGUUCCAAGAAAUCUUUACAUAAACCCUCAAAUGCUUUUUCUUUCUGAACCAACAAAACCCGUAUUGAGAAAACACGGUAAACUGAUAUCAUUUUUUCGGUCUUUUAUAUUAUCAAGACCAACACGGAGAACAUUAAAACAAUCUGGAAUAUUAAAAGAAAGAGUAUUUGGUUGUGAUCUGGGUGAACAUCUUCUAAAUUCUGGAAGAGAUUUGCCUGAUGUGUUAACUAGCUGUGCUGAGUUUAUUGAAAAAUUUGGAAUAGUUGAUGGAAUAUAUAGACUUUCUGGUGUUACAUCUAAUAUUCAAAGAUUGAGGUCGACAUUUGAUGAGGAUAGAGUACCAGCAUUAUGGGAAGAUGAAUCAAUAAGACAGGAUAUACAUAGUGUGGCCUCAUUAUUAAAAUUAUAUUUUAGAGAACUCCCCAAUCCAUUAUGCACUUAUCAACUUUAUGAUUCAUUUGUAAAUGCUGUACAAUCAGUACCUGAGAAAACUACUGAAGUCAGGUUACAGCUUAUGCGAGAAACAGUUCAAAAGUUACCUCCUCCUCAUUUUAGAACGUUAGAAUAUUUGAUGAAACAUUUAUCUCGUGUUGCUGCUCUUGGUGAACAAACAGGCAUGACAGCAAGAAAUGUUGCAAUCGUUUGGGCACCUAACUUGUUAAGAAGUAAACAACUAGAAAAUGGCAGUGGUGUUGCUGCAUUACACGGUGUUGGUAUUCAAGCUGUAGUAACUGAAUUUUUAAUUCGGUAUACAGACUAUAUUUUUAGCCCUAUUCCCAAUGUUGGAGCAAAAUUACCACCUACCAAAGGUACCCCCAAAAAGUCUCGACCUAAAUCUUUAGCAAUAUCUACUCAAACAAAACUUUUAACUCUUGAAGAAGCUCAAAACCGUGUUCUAACUUUUGCAAAAAGAAAUGAUCCUAAUUAUAUUGAAGUUGGCGGGGGUCCUUCUUGUUUACCUGAAAAAUAUCAUACUGUUAUUGAUUUACCAUCAAGAAGAUGUAAUACUAAUAAAAGGCGUUCACCAUUAAGAUGGAAAUCAUUAUUUACUCGUGGUGGAAGUAGUAUUUCGCUUGGAGUUUUACCACUUCGUAAAAAGUCUGAACCAAAUUUAACACCUAAAUAUAUGGAUUCAAAAGAAUGUGUACGCCAAAGUAUAACUGAAGGUAUGAAUAUUCAAGAUACACCUAAAUCUUCAAAGUCAGUAAGUGAAACAAUGUCUUUAAGAGAAAUUAAAGGGACGCCUCCAUGUUCUCCUCCUGGAUUCUGUGGUUCCAACUCAAUUGGUCAUAAUCGUUCUGUGUCCCAUGAUUCUUAUUUUGAUCAACUUGCUGACCAAGAAGAUCUGGAAGCAUCACCUAUUCUUCACCCAAGUCAAGAAGAUCUAAGUGAUUUGCAAGUUAACUUUGAUUUAGAUGAGUCUGAUAUGAGAGUAUUUUCUGAUGAAGAUACUAAUCAUAUUUUUAGUAAUCGUUCAAGUAUGGAACACUUACAAAAUGUGACUACUAAUAACUUGAAUAGUAGUUCUAAACGUUUACCAAUAUUAGCACACGCAGAAGAUUCAUUAAGUGCAGAUCCAUCACCAAAGAAAAAAAAAACUACCGAUUCAAAUAAAGAAAGCGACCAUACAAAAAAUAAUAGGCUAUCAUAUUUAGAAGAACGAUUUGCUUCACCCGAUAUACGAUUCAUUGAUAGUCAAUCUCCAGAACAUAUGACUGUUGCUGCAGACAUACCUACAGAAUGUGAUCAAAUUAUGACAGAUGUUGAAAGUAAUGAAACUGGUACAGGUUCAUUAUCUACUACUACCACACCUACUCUUUCAUAUUGUCCAUUAUCAGAAGAUAGUUAUAGUGACAAAAACACUACACCUGGUUACCAGGCUAUUUUAAUUGAUUUUUGUGUAUCAGAUGUUUUAACUAAAAACCUUUUAACUACCCCUCGAAAUCGGUUAAGUUAUCAAGGUGACUUAAGAAAUAAAAGUUUAUCAAAUGACCGACGUAGUUUUCAAGAAAUAAAAUUAAGAAAUAUCCGAGAUGAUGCUCCAUGUGAAUCUCUUAAUAACAAUAAAAUUGAAGAAAAAGUGAAAUCAGAUAUUUCUAUUUUAACUGAAUCCCUUAGCUCUCCCAAAAAAGCUGGAUCUAUGUAUGAAAUUGUUAUGGGUAACAAUUAUGAACGUUUGGGUCACAAAAAUUCAAUUUUUCAUCAAGAUGAUUCUAGUUAUGAAGAAGUAAUGCCAUCUUGUAAAGAUUCUACUGAUUCAAUAGAUAACUUAAAUUUUGAAACAGAGAAAUCUGUUGAAAAUAUACAUUAUGAAAUAUUGGUUGUUACUAGUCCUGAUUCUUGCAACUCCAGUCAACAUGAAAUAUCAAUUUCUUCACAGGAUAAAGUAGAGAAUGAAAAUUUAAAAAUUAAAGAAAUUGUGAAUAAUCAAAACAUAUUAGAUGAUUAUUUAGUUUCACCUUCAAAUGAAGAUACUGAAAUGUUAAUACAAGAUAGACUUGAAACAACAAUUUUACCAAUUGAAAAUGUUGAAAAUAUUGAUAAUAUAACAAAUGGUGCAAACAUUUCAGUGACAUCUAAUGAAGAAAUUUCUGAGAAUAAAGUGGAUUUAUUAUUAGACUCAAAUAGACGCAAAUUUGAAUCAGAAAUUGGAAGAGAUAUAGUACAUGAAAGACGUAUGAGAAAAGAAUUGAUGGAGAAUUCAAGUUCUACUGGAAAUAAGGAAAAUAAAAAUAAGUUUCAUGAAUCAUUAAAUAAAUUUGAUUCUAAUAAGUCUCCCAAAAACAGUUCAACAUGGAUAAAAAAUAGAAGACUACGUAACAAUUGUCAGCAUGUUACUAGUACAGUUUCAUUAGAUGCUUUUAAUUUUCCAAUUGAUACACAAAAUUUGGAACGUGUAAAUACAUCACCAAAUCUUAUAAGCUCAGAAAUUAGUUGUCAAAAAUCUGAUUCGUCUAAUGAUAUGGAUGCUACAAGACGUGAACGUAUUGACCGUUAUAAAGAAGAACGUAGGCAAGCUCUCCGUGAACGUUUUAAAAUAUCUGAAAGUAUUCAAUAUGAUGACGAUAUAAUUAAACGUUUAAGAGCUAAGACAUUGAAAUCUCCAGAUGAAUGCACUGAAACUAAUAUUAACACAUCCAUUAAACAACCAAAACAUUUAGUAAAGAUAAUCACUUAUGACGAACGUGAUACUUUAUCUAUAGAUCCUGAGAAAAAGGAAUGGUAUACACAAAGUUUAGAACGUAAAAAAUGUUCUAAAAAAGAAACUAAAGGUUUAGUAGCAUCAAGAGUAAAUCAGUUGACUGGAUGUAAAACUUCUGAUGAAAUUAAUAACAAAAAUACUUUAAAAACUAAAACAGAUAAACAGACUGCAAAUUCGAUUCGACAAAGAGCACAUAGUACUAGUGAUAGACCGCCCCAAUUUUGUAUAAAAGAUAUGGCUGCAUUCUUCGAACAAAAACAGUAAAAGAAAAAUGUUAUUAUAUUUUAUUAGGUAAUUUAUAAAUUGAUUAUUUAUUAUCAGUAUAAAAUAAAAAUGUAUUUAUUAGAAAUAAUGACUUAAUUAAAUAGUUUCAAAUAAGAAGUUAUUCAAUUAAUUAAUUAAGUACUAAAUUAUAGUUCUAUAAUUUCAUGACAAAUAAUAAAUAAUAAUCAAUUAAUCUCUAACAAUUUCAUAAUUUUUAGUUGUAAGCUGUUAUAAAAUAUAUAGAUGAUAUAUUUGUGUCCUAAUUAAGUUUAAAAAUGUCGUUUUGUUAUUAAAACUAAUUCUGUGAUAGUGAUUUUUAUUAAGUCUGUAUUUUAGACCUUGUGAAAUAUUUUGUAGAGUAUAAUAAAAUAUUUGCUUUUUUACUCAUAUCUUAUUCAUAGUAUUAUAUGGAUAUACAAAUUAUGACACUUUUAGUGAAAACCUAUAUGUUCUUCUAUAAAUUCUAUUGUUAUUUAAUGGUUUUCUUUGAAUAAAAGCAGUUAGUUACUAACAGCAUUAUUUAGUAUGUUUUAUGACAAACAUUAUUUUUUUAUUUAAAUCUUGUAUUAUUUUUUAAUAAAACUCAAUAAUUAAAUGAAGUAUGAAUUACAUAACUUUGGCCAAAGAUAAAAUUAUAGUCAAUAUUCGAUACAUCAUGAAUGUAUGCCAAAUGUAUAAAUUGACUUUUUAGUCUGAGACAAUAUAUAUGUCUAAUAAUAUAAUUUUGUUUGUAUUGUAUAUUUUUAAUUAUUUUUAUUUUAUAAUUGUUUUGAUAAAAUCUUUCUGAGAUGUUGUAUGACAAUAGUUUUUGACUUUAAAAUGACUUUUCAUACCAGAUCUACUUCAAUAAAAGUAUUAUAAUGUAUAACAGUACAAGUAACUUAAAUCAUUGAUUUUUAUAUAGUUGAUUGUUUUUUAUUUAACAUAAUAUAAUAUCAUUGUAUUCAUUUUUUUAAUAAAAUUAUCUUGUGUUUUAAUUAUAUUUAAGUGUUCUGAAAUAUUUUAAAUUUCAACACUGCUAACUUAGUUUUAUAAACUAACUACUAAAUUUCAAUACCUUUGUUUUACUAUUAUUUAAAAAAAAAAUUUUUUAUCAUUUAUAUUAUUUUGUAUAAUUUAUUACUUAAAACCUAUCAAUUAUCUAAUUUAACUCACAUUAUUAAUAUAUUGUAAAAGUGUGGUUAUUAUUAUAGUACUUGUUUAUUUUUUUGUUUUUUUUUUUUUGUUGUUUUUGCGGUUCUCCGUAAUUUGUUAUUUUUAUUUGAGAAUAUCAUUUAGUAUGUAAAACUUCAUUUAAUUUAAAAUUUAUUUAUUAAUGAAUAUAAGACGUAUUAUGUAUUAACAAUAUAUCUUACUUAUUUUCAAUAAGUAUUACACUAUUACUCUAUCUUUAUGUAUAUUUUUCACUAUUUUAAUUUUAUUAUUAUAUUUUUUUAUGACCGUCAAUAACUUAUAAUAUUAAUUUUUAAUUUUGCUAGUUAAAAAUAGUGUCUAGCCUAAUAAUAAUUUACAACAUGUUAAGCUACUCAGAUAUUGUUGUGCACAAAUUGUAAAAACAUGUAUAUCUAAGUGUUUUCUUUUAAGUUUAUAUUAUUAUUUUAUAUUAUUUUUUUUUACUUUACCUGUAACACCAAAAUUAACAAAAAAAAAAAAUUACCAUGUUCUGUUUGGCUUUUAAACAAAAUACAUAACAAUCAUUGAAAACAAA